Messenger RNA from Arctia plantaginis, 483 nucleotides. NCBI's taxonomy places the organism in Eukaryota, Metazoa, Arthropoda, Insecta, Lepidoptera, Erebidae. The record is from the annotation of a GenBank genome assembly.
AUGACAUCAGAAAGAGAUUCAGAAGCGUCCGAGGUCAUGCUCGAAUCAAUAGACGAGCUUAAAGAGAGGCUUUCAUCCAUGAAGCGCCUGAUGGAAGAACGGAAGGCAGCAGGUUCUGGCACCAAGGAACUAUUCCACGGUGAAGCCAGGAGCCUGCGAGGCACCACCAUGAUUGACGGCAACUUCUUAAGUUUUGUCUUCGGCGCGUCCGAGGAUAUGCUCGAAUCAAUAGACGAGCUAAAACAGAGGCUUUCAUCAAUGAAGCGCUUGAUGGAAGAACGGAAGGCAGCAGGUUCUGGCACCAAGGAACUAUUCCACGGUCAAGCCAAGAGCCUGCGAGGCACCACCAUGAUCGACGGCAACUUCCUAAGUUUUGUCUUCGGCGGUACCUUUUUCGUUAUCGUUAGUGUAUCUGUUUACGCCUUUUAUAACCUAUAUUUCGCUGUAUUAAAAAAAUUCCCAUCUGUUCACACCGAACUGUAA